Molecule: messenger RNA, 1045 nt
Organism: Verruconis gallopava
Lineage: Eukaryota; Fungi; Ascomycota; Dothideomycetes; Venturiales; Sympoventuriaceae
Exons: 1
Coding region: 33-827 (264 amino acids)
Molecular function (GO): protein binding
Source: RefSeq, a predicted model, not a curated record
AAGCUCAUUCCUGGGACACUCGACACCCGAACAUGGCCCCCGAUGAUAAUGAUAAAGCAAACACGUUGCAAUCCCGGCUCCCCUUUGAGAAAGAAUCACAGCUCCUCAAAGAGGCGAACCAACUCAAAUCGACCGCCAACACACUCUUCUCAACUUCACAAUACACGGAGGCAAUAGACGGCUACAGUCGGGCUUACGACAAGUUACCAACGUAUCUUGACUACGAUCUAGCCGUGCUAAAAUCGAACAUCUCAGCAUGUUAUCUGAAACUCUCAGAGUGGAAGAAUGCAGUUGAGGCGGCAACAGCGGCGCUGGAAAAGCUGGACUUGGUCGAUCCUCUGCCACAAAGGCAGAAAGACGGGGAGAACAAGAACAGUGCAGAUGCCGGUAAGACGCAGGAUGCCGGCAUAGUCGAAAUCGACGAAACAACUUCUGAGCGACAAGAAAUUCUUGCCGAUGUGUCUAAGAAAACUCUCGCCGACGUCGAGAAACUGCGCAUCAAGACCCUGCUGCGGCGCGCGAAAGGUCGCUCAGAAGAAGGUGGCUGGUCUAAUCUUCAGGGUGCUUUGGAGGACUAUCAACUGCUUUCGACGUUUUCAAACCUUUCGGGAAUAGACAAGGCGACAGUGGACAAGGCCCUGAAGGGCUUGCCUCCCAAACUGGAAGUGGCAAAGAACAAGGAGAUGGCGGAGAUGAUGGACAAGUUGAAGACUUUGGGUAACGGCAUACUCAAGCCCUUUGGUCUGUCGACGGACAAUUUCCAGUUUGUAAAGGACGAGAAGACUGGAGGUUAUAGCAUGAAUUUUAGGCAGAAUCCGAAGUCGUGAGACCUGGUGUGAUUGUUUGGUGCAAAUCAGGCCUGAGCUCGCUGAACUCGCGGGCUUGUUUCCAUAUGUUUGGAUACAUUAUACUUUUCUACGACGGCAAUCGAGUGAUCAUUUUAAGCAUCAACAGGACACAGGGCCAAAGACUCGCUUAGCACAUCAUUUUUUAGUAGACAAGACCAGUAAAAAAUAAGAUAAAAAGACUCUUCCUGAGCCCCGUG